CUCUGCCCAUCGUCAUCGCACUCGUAAACCGGGCAUCGACUACAUCGCCAUGACAUCAUCUGCCAACCAUGGCAAUAAAUAGCAUGCACCGUUCGGAUGCAACUGAUGAUUCUAUACAGUACAGCCUGCUGAUGCCAUCAAUGUCAUCCAUUGGUGCCCUCUGGACUGCCUUUCUCUGCCGUCGUCCCCUGCCCCCCGCGCCACCCUCUUUUUUCUGCCGCAUCAACAGCCAUCGCAUCCCCACCAUGGCAGGAAUGGCUCAAUACAAUGGCUCGUCUCCUGAUCUAGGAGACACCAAUCCAUCUCCGCCCAAGUCCCCGGCUGAUGAAAGCGAAUGGUCCAAGCGUCCGCCUUACAGUAUCCGCUCCCCCGAGGAGUUUGGCCCUGUGAAGUGGCGCGGAAAAUGCCAGUGCGGCCAGGUGACAUACCAGCUCAGUCGCGACCGGCCCUUGAAGAGCAAGUUCUGUCAUUGUCGGGGCUGUCAAGUGAUGCAUGGCGCUCCGUUCCAAUGGGCGGCCAUCUUUCACAAGUCGGACCUCGCCUUCACUAGAGGGGCUGAGGGUUUGACAUUUUAUUCCUCCUCCGCUGGUACAAGGGAGUACACGUUACCCACCAAGGUGUAUUGUUCCUUCUGUCGCACCCCGAUCAUGGAUGAAGGACGGAAUGUCUGCUUGCUGUUCCCGCAGGCCAUUGAGAGUGCGGAUUAUGAUGGAGAUCGCAAGCACUGGAGAGAGGCAUUCGAAAUCGAUUGCCAUAUCUUCUACGGCAAGCGAGUCUUGGAGGUUCCCGAUGGAAAGCCCAAGUGGUCAGGACUCGAUGAGCAGAGCGAUCUUUUGGAUGAUGAGGGACGCAAGAAAGAAUGACUAGACAGGGGGUUCUCUGCCCAGCCGGAUGUAAAAUCCACACGACCUAGUUAGCAUCACGAAUCAUGAUCUGAU
Aspergillus ibericus CBS 121593 is the source of this 938-nucleotide messenger RNA. RefSeq names its product GFA family protein. The coding region runs from base 141 to 863 and encodes 240 amino acids. Gene Ontology annotation, molecular function: carbon-sulfur lyase activity. The record is from RefSeq and is a predicted model, not a curated record. The transcript has 3 exons. Lineage: Eukaryota; Fungi; Ascomycota; Eurotiomycetes; Eurotiales; Aspergillaceae.